Leptonychotes weddellii (Weddell seal) is the source of this 363-nucleotide messenger RNA. Lineage: Eukaryota; Metazoa; Chordata; Mammalia; Carnivora; Phocidae. The record is from RefSeq and is a predicted model, not a curated record.
GAAGGCAUGAAUUUAGUAACUAGAGAAGCAAUGCAUGAAUGGGAGGUACAAACCGCAAUACGGAUAAGUCGGUCUUGGGAAGAAAGUUUGAACCUGAGUGACAAUGAUUUAGAGAAACCGUCUUCAAAGCGCAUCGAUUUAAUUCCAGUGUCCCCAGCAGCUCCUCCCACCAGGGGGAUUGGGAAGCAAUGUUUUCCUCCAUCGUUACAAACUUGUGUGAGUUGCACCACUAUGCCUCCAAGCCCUUUUCCCAGUCCUACGCGACAAUUUACAAUAAGAAGUCAAAACCCCACCAACAUUAUUAGACCAAGUAUCUGUGGACCAUUAAAAAGAAAAGGUACUUUUAUCUACCAGCAAAAAUAA